Botrytis cinerea B05.10 is the source of this 1557-nucleotide messenger RNA. RefSeq lists its product as hypothetical. NCBI's taxonomy places the organism in Eukaryota, Fungi, Ascomycota, Leotiomycetes, Helotiales, Sclerotiniaceae. The coding region runs from base 95 to 1255 and encodes 386 amino acids. Gene Ontology annotation, molecular function: catalytic activity. The transcript has 3 exons. The record is from RefSeq and is a predicted model, not a curated record.
GAUGCUGUCGAAGCCCUUGGAGCUCCACAUUCAUUUGAAUCUCACCUACCCAGUAACUUACCAAUAACAACUCAAUUCAAAAAAUUUAACCAUUAUGACACAAAAAUUACGUUUAGCAGUUUCGCAAUCUCAUACACUCUCUACAACAUCUGCCACUCUUGCUGCCCUCUCUACAACAACAGAACAAGCUGCAGCAAAAUCGAUUGAUUUGAUCUUAUUCCCGGAAGCAUAUUUAGGAGGUUACCCUCGCACAGCAACAUUUGGCGCAGUAGUCGGAGCUCGAGAUUCAAAGGGUCGGGAACAGUUCCUACAUUACUACAAAGAUGCUGUUGAUUUAGGGGAUACACCAGAAGGCGCAGGAAGGAAAUGGGUGAACAAAGAACUCGAGGCUAGAGAUGAUGGAAAACGCGGAGAUGGCACAAGAGAGGAGCUGGAAAGAAUCGCAAGAGAUACUGGUGUAUUCAUUGUGACGGGAUUAGUUGAGAGAUGCGGUGGAAGUUUGUAUUGUGGUGUUGUGUAUGUUUGUCCCAAGUUUGGAAUGAUUGGAAAAAGGAGAAAGGUGAUGCCGACUGGUAGCGAAAGGCUCAUAUGGGGUCAAGGACAACCUUCAUCAUUAAGAGCGGUUACAACUACGAUCAGAGGUGUGAAACUUACGCUUGCGGCUGCGAUAUGCUGGGAAAACUACAUGCCUUUGUUACGACAAUCCCUCUAUAGCCAAAAUGUCAAUUUAUAUUUGGCGCCCACAGCAGAUGCAAAGGAUACCUGGCUACCAUUGAUGCGGACGAUUGCGUGUGAGGGUAGAUGUGUAGUAUUAAGUGCGAAUCAAUGUAUGAAACGAUCGGAUCUUCCAAGCUGGAUUACCGGAAACACUAAAGAAGACGGUGCUAUUGAAGAUGGUCAUACGGAUGGUUAUGGACAUGUUCAAUCUAAUAAGUCGAGGAGAAAAUCUAUAUUGACGGAUGAUGGAUGUGAAAUUGCACUUCCACAGAGGAUAGAAGGAAUACCAGAAACCGCAGAAGCUCCAAAAAAGAAUGCAUCUGAUUUCGUAUGCGGAGGUGGUUCGUGUGUUAUUUCGCCUUUAGGUGAUGUUCUUGCUGGUCCGAUAUGGGAUGAUGAUAAUGGUUUACUCUCCGUUGACAUUGAUUUCGAAGAUUGUUUGAGGGGCAGAUUGGAUUUGGACGUCGGUGGAAGUUAUUCUAGGAAUGAUGCUUUCAAACUUACAGUAGAAGGAUUGGAUCUGAGCCCUCCACCUUGAUAUUGGCCGUAGAUGGCAUCAACGAGAUGUAUUAACCUAGCAAUGAUGAUGUAUUGGCAGAUAUUUACAUGUUGCAUGUGGUAUGAUUUUCGGGGUAGGCUAAUCACAUUGAUCUGAUCCUAGGGUAGUGGAUCUAUCCAGACAUCCACCUACCGCUUUAUCAAUCUACGUGGCUCGAACUUGGUUCACCAGCCACCCUAAGACUCUUUCCCAGAGCUCAACGUUGACGAUUUAGAGGAUGCAAGUUAUGGGUAGUCCAUUUCGAGAGAAUCUUUUAUUGCGUUAAUUAUUCCUGACCGUCA